Messenger RNA from Eubalaena glacialis (North Atlantic right whale), 2592 nucleotides. It is a transcript of the gene AIFM3, whose product is annotated as apoptosis inducing factor mitochondria associated 3. Gene Ontology annotation, cellular component: mitochondrion; cytoplasm. Gene Ontology annotation, biological process: execution phase of apoptosis. The record is from RefSeq and is a predicted model, not a curated record. Gene Ontology annotation, molecular function: 2 iron, 2 sulfur cluster binding; oxidoreductase activity, acting on NAD(P)H; flavin adenine dinucleotide binding. NCBI's taxonomy places the organism in Eukaryota, Metazoa, Chordata, Mammalia, Artiodactyla, Balaenidae.
AUGGCUUUCUGGAGGCCCGGGGAAAACCGGCACUCAGAGCUCAUUGGGUGGGCCGGGCUGGGGGCUCACCGCUCCCCCCCCCGCCCGCCCGCAGUGGAGCUCAAGAUCGAGGUGGUGCUGCCCGAGAAGGACCGGGGCAAGGAGGAGCUGUCCGCCAGCGGGAAGGGCAGCCCCCGGGCCUACCAGGGCAACGGCACGGCCUGCCACUUCCAUGCAGAGGAACGCCUGCCCGCCCCCCACCCCUACCCCGGCGCCCAGGACUGCGUGGAGGCUGCUGUCUGCCACAUCAAGGACCUGGAGAACGGCCAGAUUCGGGAAGUGGAGCUGGGCUGGGGGAAGGUGUUGCUGGUGAAAGACAACGGGGAGUUCCAUGCCCUGGGUCACAAGUGUCCACACUACGGUGCGCCCCUGGUGAAAGGAGUGCUGUCCCGUGGACGGGUGCGCUGCCCCUGGCAUGGCGCCUGCUUCAACAUCAGCACCGGAGACCUGGAGGACUUCCCUGGCCUGGACAGUCUGCACAAGUUCCAGGUGAAGAUUGAGAAGGAGAAGGUGUACGUCCGGGCCAGCAAGCAGGUGAGGGGGGGGCUUGGGGCUCAGGCAAAAGAGAGAGGUGAGAAGGGCCUCUGGGCCCAGAAAACAGCAUGUGCAAAGGCCCUGUGGUGGGAGGGAGCCUAGCGGGUGUGGCAGGGGAGCAGAGUGAAGGGCUGUGUGGUGGGGAUGAGGUGGCACUGGAGCAGCAGGACCUGGCCUGCUGGGAUGGGCACAGGGAGCCUGGCAAUGACCCCAGCUUCCAGCUGCCCCCCACUCACUGGCCACCCCCAGGCCCUGCAGCUACAGCGAAGGACCAAGGUGAUGGCCACGUGCAUCUCUCCAAGCGCGGGCCACAGCAGCAGCACCAACGUGCUCAUCGUGGGCGCAGGCGCAGCUGGCCUGGUGUGCGCAGAGACGCUGCGGCAGGAGGGCUUCUCAGACAGGAUCGUCCUGUGCACCCUGGACCGGCACCUUCCCUACGACCGGCCCAAGCUUAGCAAGUCUCUGGAUGCACAGCCGGAGCAGCUGGCCCUGAGGCCCAAGGAGUUCUUCCGAGCCCAUGGCAUCGAGGUGCUCACUGAGGCCCAGGUGGUCACGGUGGACGUGAGGAACAAGAAGGCCGUGUUCAAGGAUGGCUUCAAGCUGGAGUACAGCAAGCUGCUGCUGGCACCCGGGAGCAGCCCUAAGACCCUGAGCUGCAAAGGCAAAGACGUGGAGAAUGUGUUCACCAUCCGGACGCCCGAGGACGCCAACCGCGUGGUGAGGCUGGCCCGGGGCUGCAACGCUGUGGUCGUGGGAGCCGGCUUCCUGGGGAUGGAGGUGGCCGCCUACCUGACUGAGAAGGCCCACUCAGUGUCCGUGGUGGAGCUGGAGGAGACGCCCUUCAGGAGGUUCCUGGGGGAGCGCGUCGGUCGCGCCCUCAUGAAGAUGUUUGAGAGCAACCGGGUCAAGUUCUACAUGCAGACGGAGGUGUCGGAGCUGCGGGCCCAGGAGGGAAAGCUGAAGGAGGUCGUGCUGAAGAGCAGCAAGGUCUUGCGGGCUGACGUCUGCGUGGUGGGCAUUGGUGCAGUGCCCGCCACGGGCUUCCUGAGGCAGAGCGGCAUAGGUCUGGAUUCCCGAGGCUUCAUCCCUGUCAACAAGAUGAUGCAGACCAAUGUCCCGGGAGUGUUUGCAGCUGGCGACGCUGUGACCUUCCCCCUGGCCUGGAGGAACAAUCGGAAAGUGAACAUCCCACACUGGCAGAUGGCUCACGCCCAGGGUAUUGCCAGCCCCACGGCAGCUUGGGGGCGCGUGGCGGCCCAGAACAUGCUGGCGCAGGAGGCGGAGAUCAGCACGGUACCCUACCUGUGGACCGCCAUGUUCAGCAAGAGCCUGCGCUACGCGGGGUACGGAGAAGGCUUCGACGACGUCAUUAUCCAGGGGGAUCUGGACGAGCUGAAGUUCGUGGCUUUUUACACUAAAGGCGACGAGGUGAUCUCCGUGGCCAGCAUGAACUACGAUCCCAUCGUGUCUAAGGUGGCGGAGGUGCUGGCCUCCGGCCGCACCAUCCGGAAGCGGGAGGCUGUUUGUGCUGCACAGCAAGACUGGCGACAUGUCCUGGCUCACAGGGAAAGGAUCCUGAGCUUGCACGCAGCGGACUCGGGCAGGCAUUUUGGGGCGUCAGGGACAGAGGCCAAGCCUGGGGGGCAGGUGCCAACCUCCAGUUCCCCAGGAGCCCCCAGGGCAGAACCUGAGCCCUCUCAGUGCUUGCCUUCGGCUGCCUGGCUCACCUCCCGAGAGGCCUCAGCGGCCUCCAGGAGAUGCUCAGCCCCCAAGACGUCCAGUGCCACUGAUGGCUGGCAGUGGAGGCGGGACAGACCCUGCCUCUUCUUCCUCUGGGACUGGUCCCCUGUAGGACCCUGCAACAUAUUAGACAUUAUCUUAAAAUUAAACACACAUUUGCAGAUCUGUGUGACUUCCACUGUAAUUGGGCAAACUCUCAUGAGGGAGAAAGAUGAUGAGACAGGCACGACCACAGACCACAGAACGCUCAGUGUCACACCAAGGAAGUUUGGUCUGUGA